CUCCCAGGGUCUCAAAUCGGCCAAACUGAAGAACUACGAUCUGACGUCACUGCUUAGUCGAUCUGAAACUGAAUUCGAGAUUGAACGUCAAAUCGCCGUUGUCAUAGCAGACUCAUUUUCCUAAGAGAUAGACAGACCCCUCGACCCCUCCCCGGGUUUGAUUAGCAUCCUCUUUGACAACAUGGAGGACGAGGAAGCCUACGUGGAGUCGGUGACCGAGAAUGACUACGUGACACUGGAUGAGGCCGAACCGACCACGCCUCCCUCCCUCCCAAGUCAGAUCUUGCUCACCUUCAAAGAAGUUCUGAACCCGUGGUACGUUGUUUUCGUGGCUGUUCUGGCAUUUGUCAUUUACCAACGCUUCAAGGACCUGUUCGACGCCAAAUGGGCCCGAUGGCAACGAGAACUCCAAGAACGACACGAGCAGGCCCAACUCAAGAAGAAUCCCGACCUUUUCCGGGCCAAAAUGGAGGCCAUGGAAGCGGCGCGUCGACGAAUGCAAGACAAAUACGACCAAGAGAGCCGUGAGGCCGUGGCCAAGAUGAAAGAACGCGAAGAGGAGAAGCGACAACAACAGAUUCAAGACUGGGAAAAUCUUCAGCAAGGCAAAGGUUACCGCAAUAAGGUCAAAGUGGCCGAAGCCGAGUUUUCGGACGGGGUUAAUCGAUCCUCGCAGGCCAAGAAGAAAUCCGCCUUCCGACCGGAAUAUAAUCCUUUGAUGGGUGGCGCUGGAGGCAGUUCGGGAUAUCGGCCAUCCCGUCGAAGAGCCAAUGCUGGCGGAUGAGGUUAAAACCCGCGCGGAUGAGAUUCUUUUGAAUCUUGGAAGCGCUGGUUGAAUGACGAGACGAAUAUUGUUCUAUCUCCAUUUGAAAUGACAUCUCGUUCGCGAAAACCUUGCUGCAGGGUUGUGUUCGAGAUUGAUGUGGAACAUUUUUUUUCUCGCGUUAGACAACCUCGCGUGAUAAUGUAGUUGCAUUUGAGCGAUGUUUUCCUUCUCUCUAUUGUGGGAGAUUGAACUAAUUUAGUCCUUUUUGUGGGAGAAUAAAUGAAUAUCAAGAAUGAAA
Molecule: messenger RNA, 1064 nt
Organism: Tigriopus californicus
Lineage: Eukaryota; Metazoa; Arthropoda; Copepoda; Harpacticoida; Harpacticidae
Product: selenoprotein S-like
Exons: 4
Coding region: 182-784 (200 amino acids)
Biological process (GO): retrograde protein transport, ER to cytosol; endoplasmic reticulum unfolded protein response
Cellular component (GO): Derlin-1-VIMP complex; endoplasmic reticulum membrane; Derlin-1 retrotranslocation complex
Source: RefSeq, a predicted model, not a curated record